Scutellospora calospora is the source of this 612-nucleotide messenger RNA. The record is from the annotation of a GenBank genome assembly. NCBI's taxonomy places the organism in Eukaryota, Fungi, Glomeromycota, Glomeromycetes, Diversisporales, Gigasporaceae.
AUGUCAACACCAACACCAAUUCAACGAAAGAAAGAUAAGAAUUCAUCAGUGUCUUUUACGGAUAAUUUAUAUAAUAAUCAAAAAGAAUCCCGUAAAUCUCCCUCUUUAAUUAAACCAAUUUUACAGGGAGUUGUAUUUUUUAUAAUUGCAUUUUUCUUGAUUAGUUAUUUGAUUACCGAGACUUGGACUUGGGGUUAUCAAAAUAAAUACACAAAUUGGAGGAAUUGGGUUCCGCGUAAACAAAUUGUAUUUACCGAAAAAGAGCUGGCUAAAUACGAUGGAUCGGAUCCAAACUUACCAAUAUACAUUGCUUUGAAUGGAGAAGUAUUUGAUGUUACUAGUGGAAAAAAUUAUUACGGAAAGGGUGGUGGUUAUAGCUUCUUUGCUGGAAAAGAUGCCUCUCGUGCAUAUGUCACAGGAUGCUUCCAAACUCAUCUGACCCAUGAUCUGCGUGGUCUAACGCCUGCACAAAUCAAGGAUGUUGAAAAUUGGGCAACUUUUUAUCGCGAUCACCAUUCUUAUUAUAAAGUUGGAACGGUUGUACAUCCACCUAUAGAUCCAAAUUCGCCUAUUCCAGCACCGUGUGAUGAUGCUUCAUCCCCGAAGGCGUAA